ACAUAAAGCUGAGCAUCACAGUGGGUUUCAGUGCAUUCAGCGUCUGAUCAAAGAGGGAAGAAGAAGAAAUGUCCUGCCUGAAGAAUUUCAGUCUCCUCAUCUCAUGUGUGCUCCUCUUCAUCAUCCAGCCAGGUCGUGGUUCUGAGAUUAUUAAUGGGAAAGAAGUCGAGCCACACUCACUGCCUUACAUGGCCUAUCUUAGAACUGUGACUAAUUCUUGGUGUGGAGGGACAUUAAUCCAUCCACAGUGGGUGCUGACAGCCGCCCACUGCACUGGGAGUUACUGGGUGACGCUGGGAGCCCACUCCAGAACGAAAAACGAACAUUCCAAGCAACUCCGAGUCGUCGAGAAAAGUUUUCCUCAUCCUGACUACUGUUGUGCAAAGCACGACAAUGACCUCAUGUUGCUGAAGCUUAAAGAACCGGUGAGGAAAACCGGGGAGUCAAGUGGCUCAAGUUUGGCGACACCUGAGAGACCCGGCAGCUGGCAGCACGUGUCUGGUGGCCGGAUGGGGAGUAACCGAAACAAAACGAAACAUCAGACGUCCUCAGUCUGUCAAUGUGACUGUGGUCGGACAGGCAGAGUGCAACUCUCGGUGAUUAUUACGAACCACGACCCUGUUAUCACUGAUGACAUGAUAUGUGCUGGUUCAGAUGGUACAAACGUCGCUGAUACCUGUCAGGGGGAUUCAGGAGGCCCGCUGUUGUGCGAUGGAGCGCUGGUUGGAGUCACUUCUUUUGGACGGGGUUGUGGUUCAUUAAAAAACCUGGAGUCUACUCGUUUGUCUCAGGAACAAGCUGAAUGGAUCAAGAAACGAUUAGUCAAGUUAAAUGUCAUGAAAGCAGGUGAUCUCUCGAAACAGGAGAAUCUUUGA
Messenger RNA from Haplochromis burtoni (Burton's mouthbrooder), 875 nucleotides. Its product is annotated as granzyme K-like. NCBI's taxonomy places the organism in Eukaryota, Metazoa, Chordata, Actinopteri, Cichliformes, Cichlidae. Gene Ontology annotation, molecular function: serine-type endopeptidase activity. Gene Ontology annotation, biological process: proteolysis. Bases 69 to 875 code for a protein of 268 amino acids. The record is from RefSeq and is a predicted model, not a curated record. The transcript has 5 exons.